Acanthosepion pharaonis is the source of this 552-nucleotide messenger RNA. NCBI's taxonomy places the organism in Eukaryota, Metazoa, Mollusca, Cephalopoda, Sepiida, Sepiidae. The record is from the annotation of a GenBank genome assembly.
AUGACGCAAGACAAAAUACAGAGCAGAGUGGAAUUGACUCUUUACCGAAUGGGUUUCCUCGAUUCCAGUACAGAUGAUAAAGACAUUCCACCUGGCUCAAAAUUGGAGCUCCCAUUUUGGUUAGCAUAUGCUUUGUGUAGCCAAAAGCGACGGAUUGUGAGUGUGGAAUUACCCAAAGCUUAUCGUGAGAGUUAUAGAGAAGUAAUGAAAGCUGAUGCAAAUGUUGUGAACCUCUACAAACUGGGACCUUAUUACUACAACUUUGGCAUGAAAUUGCAAUGUUUUUCCUUUCCAGAAAUUGAUGAUGUGUCCAAGUGCUUACUUUCAACAUUCCAAACAAGAUUUCGGAAAAUCAUGGAUGCAUCACAGAAUAUCAUGAAUGAAGACACUUCAAAAUUGACAUCAAAUUUGGAUGAAAUGGAAAAAGCCUUAUUUAAGGUGGGACAAAAAUCGCUGACAGAUUUUCAAUUGUGGGAGACACGACAAGUGGAAAAACUGAAAACUUCAGAUAUGGUCAGAGCGCAUCGUAAAAGAAAACGGGAAGAUGAAUAA